CAGCCACCCAGCCCAUCGCUUGGCAUCCAAAGGCACGCGGAGGCGGAGGCGCGACUUCAGCCAUGCCCUGUCGGGAGGUCCAGCCGUCUAGGAUGGAGAAGGGUCUCCCCGGGAGCCGGGAGUCCCCGCGAUGAGGGAGGGAGGGUGGCCCUGGCGCUGCGGUGGCGGCUGCUGCUUUUCCCCCUUUCGCUUUGGAGCUAUUUGUCGGGAACCUUAAAACUCUGCGAUGACCCUGGAAGUCUCCCUGGGCGGACGAGGAGGAAAGGACUAGAUCCACACUACUUUUUUCGCGAUUAGGAGUAAAGGCCAGUACAAAGAAGAAUCAGGAUGAAAAGAUGGCCGACUUCUUGUUACCACUGGGUUCCAACAGCUUCCACCGGUUCACACCUGAAUCCUUGGCUGCCAUCGAGAAGCGGAUCGCGGAGAAGAUCGCUAGGAGCGCCAAGCAGGAAUAUCGGGAACAGUUGGUCGAUGAAGAGAAGCCGCGGCCUCAGUUUGACUUGCAAGCCUGCAAGAAGCUACCCGAUAUCUACGGGUCUCCUCCAUCGGAGCUCAUCGGCGAACCCUUGGAGGACAUUGAUCCUUAUUACAGCGAUCACAAGACCUUUAUAGUGCUGAACAAAGGGAAGACAAUCUUUCGAUUUAGUGCCACUCCUGCCUUGUAUAUACUUAGUCCUUUUCAUCGAAUCAGAAGAGCAGCAAUUAAAAUUUUGGUACAUUCAUUAUUCAGUAUGUUUAUUAUGUGCACUAUUUUAACCAAUUGUGUGUUCAUGGCAUGGUCAGAACUUCCUCCUUGGAAUAAAUAUGUCGAGUACACGUUCACUGGCAUUUACACGUUUGAAUCAUUGAUAAAAAUCUUGGCAAGAGGAUUUUGUAUGACAGAGUUCACUUUCCUUCGGGAUCCAUGGAACUGGCUGGAUUUUUGUGUUAUUGUCAUGGCAUACAUAACUGAAUUUGUGGACCUGGGCAAUGUAUCCGCCUUACGAACGUUCAGAGUUCUCCGGGCGCUGAAAACAAUCUCAGUCGUUUCAGGUCUGAAGACCAUCGUAGGUGCCCUUAUCCAAUCAGUUAAGAAACUUGCGGAUGUGAUGAUCUUGACGGUUUUUUGCUUGAGUGUUUUUGCCCUCAUAGGGCUCCAACUCUUUAUGGGAAAUCUGAGGCACAAAUGUGUCCGGAACUAUGAGGAAUUUAACUCUACCAAUGGCACUUUUGCUUCAGAUCAGAAGAUAUGGCCAUCGUUGGACGACUUCCUAAAUGAUCCAGACAACCACUUCAUUAAAGAAGGCACUGGAGAUGCAUUGCUGUGUGGGAACAGUUCAGAUGCUGGAUCAUGUCCGAAAGGGUAUCGGUGUCUCAGGGCUGGUGAAAAUCCUGACCACGGCUUCACAAGCUUUGAUACUUUCGGCUGGGCCUUCCUCUCCUUGUUCCGCCUCAUGACACAAGAUUAUUGGGAACGCCUCUACCAACAGACCCUGAGAUCUGCUGGCAAGAUCUACAUGCUCUUCUUCAUGCUGGUCAUCUUCCUGGGCUCUUUUUACUUAGUCAACUUGAUCUUGGCUGUGGUGGCCAUGGCGUAUGAAGAGCAGAACCAAGCCACUAUUGCUGAAAUGGAAGCCAAGGAGAGGAAAUUUCGGGAAGCCAUGGAGGCCCUGAAGAAAGAGCAAGAGGCAUUAGCUCGAGGAAUCGAUUCGGCGUCGCUUAGCUCUUUUGAAAUGUCCCCUUUGGCAUCGAAACAUUCCAAAGAACGAAGGAGCAGAAGAAGGAAAAAGAAAUCCUCAGGUGCGGAAGACGAUGGGGAAGAUCCAAAAGCUCCAGUAUCUGAAUCGGAGGAUGGCCAACGAAGGAUGACUGUCCUGGGCUUUACCUCGGGGUCCAUGGAAAACUCCACGAAGCGCAAGGCCAGCCACGGCAGUGUCUUCAGCUUCCGGCUGCGGAGUAGGGACCUCGGUUCGGAGGCAGAUUUCGCCGAUGACGACAUCAGUACCGUCGGGGAGAGUGAGAGCCAACACGGGUCCUUGCUGGUUCCGAGGAACGGGAGGCGGCUGAGUGCGCUGAGUCAAACGAGCCACAGCUCCCCAAAGUACACACUCAAUGGCAAGAGGAACAGCUCGGUGGAUUGCAACGGCGUGGUUUCCCUGAUCGGAGGCGGAGGAAGUCCAGAUCCUACGACUCCCACGGAGGUGCUGUUGCCCCCUGUUUUCACGGAGAAACCAAUGGCGGAUGACACGACUUCUCCAUCAGAAGAAGUGAACAAGAAACAGCUUUUGUCCCCGCAUCGCCUUUCAGUAGAUCAAUCCGAGGAGCAUUUUCAAAGGCAGAGAGCUGUGAGUGCAGUCAGUAUCAUCACCAGUGCCAUGGAAGAGCUUGAAGAAUCCCAACAGAAAUGUCCCCCUUGUUGGAAUCAUUUUGCGGUGAAGUUCCUCAUCUGGGACUGCUGCCCGCUGUGGCUGUUGAUCAAGGAGAAAGUCAAGUACAUCAUCAUGGACCCCUUCAGUGACCUGACGAUCACCCUUUGCAUUGUAAUGAACACCCUCUUCAUGGCCAUGGACCAUUACAAGAUGACCAAAGAAUUUGAAGAGGUGCUCAACGUCGGGAAUCUGAUCUUUACUGGGAUUUUUACCACCGAAAUGGUCUUCAAACUUAUAGCCCUGGAUCCUUAUUACUAUUUUCAGCAAGGCUGGAAUAUUUUCGACAGCAUAAUUGUCACGCUGAGCCUGAUGGAACUGAGUCUGUCCAGCAUGGGAAAUGUGUCUGUCUUGCGCUCCUUCAGACUGCUAAGAGUCUUCAAGCUUGCAAAAUCUUGGCCCACCUUAAAUACUCUCAUUAAGAUCAUUGGAAAUUCAGUGGGUGCUCUGGGAAACCUCACCCUGGUCCUGGCCAUCAUCGUCUUCAUUUUCGCUGUGGUUGGGAUGCAGCUCUUUGGGGAAAUGUAUUGCAGAAAUGUCAACAGGAUCAGCACCACGGGACUGUUGCCACGCUGGCACAUGAAGGACUUCUUCCAUUCCUUUCUCAUCAUCUUCCGCAUCCUCUGCGGCGAAUGGAUUGAAACCAUGUGGGAUUGUAUGAAAGUGGUCGGACAGCCUCUGUGUCUCCUGGUCUUCUUGCUGGUUAUGGUGAUUGGGAAUCUGGUGUCAGCCUUGUAA
Pogona vitticeps (central bearded dragon) is the source of this 3143-nucleotide messenger RNA. Lineage: Eukaryota; Metazoa; Chordata; Lepidosauria; Squamata; Agamidae. The record is from RefSeq and is a predicted model, not a curated record.